GCCAUCGACAGGGAGUCUGCUCUGACUCCCGUUCCAACAAAGGAAAAAUGCCAAGCAGUAAGGGCAAGCCCACCGAUCCGGAGCUGCGGGAGCAGCUCAAGGAAGAGAUCCAGCAAGAGCCCAACAAAUCCGGGGAUGGAAAGGGGCAGUGGUCGGCUUGGAAGGGAAUGAAGCUCGCCAAAGAGUACGAGGCACAGGGCGGUGGAUAUGAGAAUCAGCCUGGUUCGAAGAACGAACCCAAGACUGGUAAACCGGUAGCAAAGAGCGAGGGAAAGAAGCAUGAGGAGAUGGGUGACUGAUUGUUGUUGAUGUACAGAUUCUAAUCUCGGUAGAAUUUGUUGUAUUGAGGAUGCGUUACCCCUGGCACUACAGACUGGG
Molecule: messenger RNA, 378 nt
Organism: Chaetomium strumarium
Lineage: Eukaryota; Fungi; Ascomycota; Sordariomycetes; Sordariales; Chaetomiaceae
Exons: 2
Coding region: 48-299 (83 amino acids)
Source: RefSeq, a predicted model, not a curated record